This is a messenger RNA of Neolamprologus brichardi, 1214 nucleotides long. NCBI's taxonomy places the organism in Eukaryota, Metazoa, Chordata, Actinopteri, Cichliformes, Cichlidae. The record is from RefSeq and is a predicted model, not a curated record.
ACAAACAUGGCGGCCUCUAUUUCACCGCUACGCUCCUCCUUCAGGAUUUGUAGCCCGUUAACGUUACACCAUCACUGCUGCCGGGCCAAACUGCGGAUGCACAGAAAAUGCGAGAGUCAAAAGAGACAUCUACACGAGUCGGCGACGAGGGCUGAGCGACGCUUCAGGUCCGGCGAAGGCGUGCGCAGCGUCACGUGUCGGUGGGUGGUGAUUGACAGCCUGUUUCGCCCUUAUGUUCUGCUCCCUCUGAUUUUAGAGCACAUAAAUGAGAGAGCAGUAUGCAACGCCAUCGCUCCAGAGAAGGAUGUGGAUGGCUUCCAUAUUGUGAACAUCGGUAAGCUGUGCCUGGACCAGAGAUCCAUGGUGCCAGCCACUCCUGCAGCUGUCUGGGAGAUCAUCAAAAGAGCAGGUAUUGAGACUGUGGGGAAGAAUGUCCUUGUCGCUGGUCGCUCCAAAAAUGUUGGAAUGCCCAUUGCAAUGUUGCUACAUACUGAUCGCCAUCAUGAGCGUCCUGGAGGUGAUGCCACAGUGACCAUUACCCACAGAUGUACUCCAAAGGAAAGGCUCAAAGAGCUAACCCGCCUGGCUGACAUCAUUAUUGCAGCAGCAGGUGUUCCUGAGCUGAUCACAGCAGACAUGGUGAAAGAAGGUGCAGCAGUCAUUGAUGUGGGUAUAAAUCGCAUCAAGGAUCCAAACACAGGAAAACUUCGGCUCAUUGGUGAUGUGGACUUUGAGGGAGUGAAGGAGAGAGCAGGUUUCAUCACACCUGUCCCCGGAGGGGUGGGUCCAAUGACGGUCGCCAUGCUGAUGAAGAACACUGUGACUGCUGCCAGAAACGCACUGAUGCAUUAAACACACACCCACAUACCUACACCUAGACACACACACGUGCACACACAGUAUAGAGAUAUUUAUUUUAACAAGGGCAGACAUCAUGCAAACAUGCAGAUAUAGAUGCAUACAUUUAUAUAGGCACCCGCACAGGCAGACCACCUGCCAAGCAUCUAACACAGUUUUAUUUGAACAUCUGUGAACUCAAGACUCAAUACCUGCUGGGAAAUCUACUUGAUAUGUAUUGCGUUUAUAAUAUUUAUUUAUUCAUUUAUUUAUUAAGUUAUUUAUUUCAGCUUUCACUUUUUAAGAAUUUAUAUUAAUAUUUUUUCUACUGCUGUAAGUUUGGUUCAUUUUGAGCAUAAUGAAAUAAAAACAUUUCA